This is a messenger RNA of Poecile atricapillus (Black-capped chickadee), 5200 nucleotides long. It is a transcript of the gene TMCC1, whose product is annotated as transmembrane and coiled-coil domain family 1. Gene Ontology annotation, cellular component: endomembrane system. Lineage: Eukaryota; Metazoa; Chordata; Aves; Passeriformes; Paridae. Bases 996 to 2585 code for a protein of 529 amino acids. Gene Ontology annotation, biological process: endosome fission; endosomal transport; membrane fission. The transcript is spliced from 7 exons. The record is from RefSeq and is a predicted model, not a curated record.
AGGGAACGGGAUCGGGAGCGGGGAGGGGGAACACCUGGAACCGCGGGACGGGGUGAGGGGACCCCGCCGGACCGGCCCCGGGUGCGCCCAUCGCGAGCGCCUCGCCCGUCCCCACACCCGCAGCUCGGCCGCGCUGUCUCUCGCCGCCGCCGCUCCUGCGGCCGGUUUAGGACCCUCUGGCCGAUUCGCGGCCCCGCCUGCCCGCUCGCCCCGUUCCGGGCCGUCGUUCGGGGCGCAGGGCCCGGGCUGCGCGGGGCCAUGUCCGGGCCGGCAGUGUCGGCCCCUCCCGGGGGCGGCCCCACGCACGGCCCCGGUGCGGGGGGCUCGCGAGGCACCGCCGCCGCCCGCGCGCUGAUUUAGGGGUUACUGAGGCGUGUAUUCGCUUCACCGAUUCCGACUCGACUUGGCUGCCUUUGCUGAGAUCGUUAAGGCACGAAUUAUUUCAUGGCGAGGUCAGAAUUUGCCGGCUUAAAAUCAGAUGGUCAGUGACAGGCCUUUAAAGAAAAGGAGCAGCUUUGAAGGUUUCCGAGUGCCAAAACUGACGAGACUUGGAGCUGACGCUGUGGCGUGUGUGCAGCUGCUGCCACUGGUGACACAGAAGUACCUGGUGUGCAUUAGUGACAAAUGCAGUGGCCAGCAAAACUCCCAUGGUCUUUCUCCUCUACAAAGAAGCUUUGUUGCCAAGAUUUACUCUGAAAGUGACCUACAGUACUGACUGCAGAUGUCUGCAAAUGUAGAAGUUGAUAAAUCAUAUCUUCUUCCCUCCUCUGACUUUCCUGUUUCCUAUGGAAUUUAUACUUCUAAAUUUUUUUAAAGUUAGACGUCUGUUGAUGACAUUUGGAUUACAACUGUGACCAUAUCUAUGCAAAGAGAUGAGCUACCCUGAGUACUUUUGAGUUCUGUUCAGUGGAGGUACUGCUGUGGGUCAGCCAUGCUAAAGGGCAAAUGAUGGAGCUCUGAACCGGGUGCUUCAGCAGAUCAGAGUGCCUCCCAAAAUGAAGAGAGGGACCAGCCUGCACAGCAGGUGGGGCAAGGGAGAUGCCCCGAAAGGAAGCCCGCAGAUCAACAGAAGGUCUGCUCAGGAUAUUCAAUCGGGACGGCCCAGAUCAUCAUCCACUACGGAUGCUCCCACAAACUUGUCUGUGAUGGAGAUUGCUUCUUCUAUCUAUGUAGGUGGAGAGGAGGCCACAGCAGCUGCAAUUGAGCGAUUGGAAGUCAGCAGCUUGGCGCAGACCUCCAGUGCCGUGGCCUCCAGCACUGAUGGCAGCAUCAAUGCAGACUCUGUUGAUGGGACCCCAGAUCCGCAGCGGACAAAAGUGGCCAUCACACACCUGCAGCAGAAGAUACUGAAGCUGACAGAGCAGAUCAAAAUUGAGCAAACAGCCCGUGAUGACAACGUGGCAGAGUACCUGAAAUUGGCCAACAAUGCAGAUAAGCAGCAGAGUGCCCGCAUCAAGCAAGUGUUUGAGAAGAAAAAUCAAAAGUCAGCCCAGACCAUCUUGCAGCUGCAGAAGAAACUGGAACAUUAUCAUCGAAAGCUGAGAGAAAUUGAACAAAAUGGGAUCCCUCGGCAGCCAAAGGAUGUCUUCAGGGAUAUGCAUCAGGGUUUGAAAGAUGUUGGAGCAAAAGUCACUGGAUUCAGUGAGGGAGUGGUAGACAGUGUAAAAGGUGGGCUUUCCAGUUUCUCCCAGGCUACACAUUCAGCAGCAGGAGCUGUGGUUUCCAAACCCAGGGAGAUUGCCUCCCUCAUAAGGAACAAGUUUGGGAGUGCAGACAACAUUGCUAAUCUGAAAGACUCCUUAGAAGAAGGCCAAGAAGAUGGGACAGGAGGCAAGGCUCUAGGUGUUAUUCAGAACUUUCAGUCAAGCCCAAAAUAUGGCAGUGAAGAGGAUUGUUCCAGUGCCACGUCAGGCUCCGUGGGAGCCAACAGCACAACAGGGGGCCCUGUGGGAGCUUCCAGCUCCAAAACAAACACUCUGGAUAUGCAGAGCUCAGGGUUUGAUGCAGUACUGCAUGAGAUUCAAGAAAUUCGAGAGACACAGGCAAGACUGGAAGAAUCAUUUGAGGACCUUAAGGUUCGCUACCAGAGGGAUUACACGUUGAUAAUGCAGACCUUGCAGGAGGAGCGGUACAGAUGUGAAAGACUUGAAGAGCAGUUAAAUGACCUGACUGAGCUCCACCAGAACGAGAUCCUCAAUUUAAAACAGGAGCUGGCCAGCAUGGAGGAAAAGAUUGCCUAUCAGUCUUACGAGCGAGCCCGGGACAUCCAGGAGGCACUGGAAGCGUGCCAGACGCGCAUCUCCAAGAUGGAGCUGCAGCAGCAGCAGCAGCAAGUGGUGCAGUUGGAGGGGCUGGAGAAUGCCACGGCCAGGAACCUACUGGGGAAGUUCAUCAACAUUUUGCUGGCUGUCAUGGCUGUCCUCCUCGUUUUUGUCUCCACUGUGGCCAACUGCGUCGUGCCCCUGAUGAAGACUCGCAAUAGGACGUUCAGCACUUUAUUUAUAGUGGUUUUCAUUGCCUUUUUGUGGAAGCACUGGGAUGCCAUCACCGGCUACUUGGAACGAUUCUUGUCUCCCCCCAGAUGAUGGUGGCAGGAAUGGGCUGUGCCGCUCCCUCCUCGCGCUCUUGGUGAGCAAGUGUGGCAAAGAUUAGUCAGCAACUACUCCGCUGAAGUUUUAAAGUGUCCGAGUGAAUUUGUUUACAUUUAGAAUAACGUUUUUUCUCUGCAAGAUGCAUUGCAAUAGUAUUUUUUAGAUUUUAUUCAAGAACUCUUUUGGUGAGAAUCCUGGAUAAUUUUUAUGUAGCAUGGUUCUCUUUGGAUGCAAAUCUUAAGAUUCUUUAAAGUGUAUAAAAGAAAUUAAUAAAAUACAGAAAUUUGGAGCAUACCAAUGGGCAAUUUAAAUUGUGGCUUGAACUACUGUACUAAACCUGUCAGGAAGAAGAGAACGUGGUUAGCUUAAGAUGAGCAAAGCUCAGUCUAGUGCACAGCCUUGAAUGAUGGUACCACAGCAAACCUGAAACACUAAACUUUUACUGUGAAGUCUGCCCACAUUCCAUGUCCGAGUGUAUGCGUUGAGUGGUUUCUUUCCUUAACAAGAGAAAAUCGACAACGUGUGGAUCCCUCUCCCUGCUCAGCAUCUGGGUUUGCCAUUUGUGCUAACCUGACUUCAGUAACUUUCUGUAAGGCUGGCUAACUUGUCUGAGUGUAUGGAGUGGAAGCCUCAUGCCAUACACAGUAACUGCACAGUCAUGCUACAGUAUUUUGAAGUAGUCCUUGAAGUACUUAUCUUUAAGCAGAAGCCCUUGGUCGCACUUUUAAGGUUUUUUUAAUAUAUGUAUAUUCACAGAUUUAAAAAAAAAUCCGAACAGCAUACUUGAAGAGUGUAAUACUCAAACUCUCAGUGCUUCCUUAUUGUUUCUAAUAGGAUUUUUUAUUAUUAUUAUUAUUAUUAUUAUUAUUGGGGCUUUUUUUGGAAGGGGUUGGGAGGGUCAUUACUUUUUUUUCUUUCAAAUAAAGAAGUGAUGUUUUUAAAUGAAGAAAUGCGUGAAUAAUUGUGAGCCGUCUUGUCCUGAAGCAGUUCUGAGGAGGGCAGAGAAUAGUUUCUAGUGUCAGCCUGUAGAACCCAGCACUGUCCAUAUGCCAUUUGUCUGUCCUCCUGAGCAUAAAGAUGCAGCAUCAUGGAAAACAUCUGUCUUCUCCACACCUUUUCGUCAUGCAGGGGUUUUUUUUCUUUUUCCACGUGUGAAGGAUUGUAUGUUUAUAUUUUUUGUUUGCAUGUCAUCUCUCAUUCCUGGCCUAAGGAUAAGAGCAAGGAAUUUCUGUUCAUCUCUUCCUAGGGAAAAGACAGGUUCUUUUGAGGAAAGAAAUAGUGACUCAACAGUCCACUUAACAGAAUGGUUAUCUCAAAAAUAGUUUGAAUUGAAAAAGAGAAAACAUGAAAAAUGAAACCAAAGUUUUCCUUCUGUCAGGGUCUGGUAAGAUUAUUUGUGUGUCUGUGGUGUGUCAUCCUCUUUUUCAGCCACAGGGGCCAGCAGACACCUUUGCAAAUCUCUAAAGGAAAUGUCAGCUUCAAAUGUAACCCCAAGUCCUCACAAUGUGCCAUUGCUGGUGACCUGUUGGUACAGGCAGGCAGCCCUCAAGUCCAGGCAAUCUGCGUUCAUUCUGUGCUGGUUUUUAACUGCUGUCCCUUUAACCAUAACAGUGCCAAGAUUCAUCCUUUGUCUUCAUGAAAUCUAAAAAACCUCUAGGAUUCUGUCAAAACCAUUUAUGGUGUUUAGUUAGGUCUUUAGCUGUUUUCUUUCCUUCCAGGAUCAACUUCCUUCUAGUAAUCAGAUGUUGCCCAAGUGACCUAAACUAUGAAAUCAUACAUAGGCAUGUAUGAGACACGUACAGUGGAUAUAUACUCACACACAGGCAUUGUGCUAUGAUGCAGAUUCUGGGUUCUGAGAAAGUCCCCAGACAAGGUUAAUACCUUGCGUAUUUUCUCAUUGCCAGCAAAUGCAAGCCCUCCACUGUCCAAUCUUUCUUCCUCCAAGGGUUCUUUUCCUCUGUAGUCACAGGAAACUCAGUGCCCUUCCCCCAGGGAUCCCAGUACACCUCUCUGUCACCAUGUGCACUAAUCUGUUCCUGUCCUAAUUAAAACACAGAUUGCCAUUUGCAGCUGACUCAAGCCAAAAACUGCUUGUGCUUUCUGCAGUGCCACAGCCAGAGUAGAGGUGUGCAGCCAUUCCCUCCCUUGCUCCUGGCUCCAGCAAGGCUCUUCUCUAGUGACUCACAUUCCUUGGUUAACUAUCAGGUUCCCAUUAUGCAGGUUUUGUCAGAAACAAAUGUGUGAAUAACAGUAAGAACUGAUUUGGCACAUAACUGAAAUGCUUUGUCGUCUUUUUUUCUGAAACCUGGCCUUUGUAGCUCUUUUCCUGAGUUUUGUUCACACUAGAAUUGCUUAAGGUAGGUUUUUAUGUGGUCAGAUCAGGAAGGAGUUAAAAGCCAGUGGCUCUGGACACUCAGUGUCUGUAGUAUUUAAGGAAGUGUUUGUCCCUCUUCUUUACAUCUUAAUUUCAUUUAUUGUCUCAACUCUGUCAUACUUGGUAAAUACCAUUUGUUAGCUUGCCAGAAGGGGCAGGCUUAAUAGACAUCUCGGAACUCUUUGGUGAAGGCCAUGUACAUAUGGGUCUGGACAAAGCGUCUGUCUCUUUCUCU